AUGACGCCUCCCACUCAGAUCCUCAACCUCGAUGUUGAAGCCAUCUCGGGCAUUUGUGGCUCCAUCUCCAUCGCCUGUUGGGUUGUUGUCUUCUCUCCCCAAAUCAUCCAGAAUUUCCAACGUAGCAGCGCCGAUGCCCUUUCCAUUCAAUUCAUCAUCGUCUGGCUACUUGGCGAUGUCUUCAAUAUUCUUGGUGCUGUCCUGCAGGGCGUCUUGCCGACCAUGAUCAUUCUCGCCAUCUACUAUACGAUCGCCGAUCUCGUCCUCCUCGGCCAGUGCUUUUACUAUCGCGGAUUCACCUGGCGCGACCCUCCGGCCCACACUCCGAAACCGGCCAACCCAGCCCCGGGCGAACCCAAUGAGCGCACUGGUCUACUGUCAAACGGGUAUCAUCACCACGAGCGCCGAGGCUCAGACUGGUCGGGCCUGUCUCCAGCUGUUCCGCAUAUCGCUGAAGAUGCCACUCCGCAAGAACCCACUGUCCUUCAAACCCUGGUCUGGAAUUCCAUCAUCGUCAUGAUGGUCAUCGCAGCCGGCAUUCUUGGUUGGUUCCUCGGCCAAAAGGCCUCUGGCGACAAGGACAAUACUGGUGGCGAAAAACAGGACUCUUUGGAGUUCAAUCUUCUUGGUCAGAUCUUUGGAUAUCUCUGCACUGUCGCCUAUAUCGCUUCUCGCCUUCCUCAGCUCAUCCUCAACUGGCGGCGCAAGACGACUGAUGGGCUUAGCAUGCUCUUCUUCCUCUUUGCCUGCCUCGGAAACAUCACCUACGUCCUCUCCAUCUUCGCCUACGAGCCCAAGUGCAAGCACGAACACUGCAAGCCCGGCGAGGCCAGCCACAUUUAUGGACGAUACAUCCUUGUCAACCUCAGCUGGCUCGCUGGCAGCCUUGUCACUCUGUUCCUCGAUCUCGGCGUCUUUGCCCAGUACUUCAUGUACAGCAACCCCGAGAGUAAUAGCAUUGAUGGUCGCCAAAGGCGCAACAACCCCAUUGAAGACGAAGAAGAGUACGACGACGAUCAGAGCAUUGACGAGGAUCGCUGGGACCAACGCCCAUUGCUUCAGAGGGGCGACUCUGUCUACCCCUGA
This is a messenger RNA of Fusarium vanettenii 77-13-4, 1086 nucleotides long. RefSeq lists its product as uncharacterized. Lineage: Eukaryota; Fungi; Ascomycota; Sordariomycetes; Hypocreales; Nectriaceae. The transcript is spliced from 4 exons. Gene Ontology annotation, cellular component: fungal-type vacuole membrane. The record is from RefSeq and is a predicted model, not a curated record. The coding region runs from base 1 to 1086 and encodes 361 amino acids. Gene Ontology annotation, biological process: basic amino acid transmembrane export from vacuole.